This is a messenger RNA of Thermothielavioides terrestris NRRL 8126, 1311 nucleotides long. RefSeq lists its product as uncharacterized. Gene Ontology annotation, cellular component: cytoplasm. NCBI's taxonomy places the organism in Eukaryota, Fungi, Ascomycota, Sordariomycetes, Sordariales, Chaetomiaceae. The record is from RefSeq and is a predicted model, not a curated record. Gene Ontology annotation, biological process: protein arginylation. The transcript is spliced from 3 exons. The coding region runs from base 1 to 1311 and encodes 436 amino acids. Gene Ontology annotation, molecular function: arginyl-tRNA--protein transferase activity.
AUGCAGACCCCUGGCGCGGCUGCAGCUCGGUAUUCCUACCUCUUCCCAAUCGGGUUUUCCUAUUAUGCCAUAGCAACGUCCUUGACGCCUGAGUUCUAUCAGAAGCUCGUCGACCGAUGUUGGAGACGUUCAGGCUCGCUCUUGUACCGCCCGAAUCAGAAACACUCAUGUUGCCCGCAUUACACGCUCCGUCUGGACUCGACUCAGUUCAAGCCCACCAAGGACCAGCGCCAGGCCGUCAACCGGUUCAACCGUUACGUCCUCGGCGAGACGUAUCCCAGGGAUGCGGCCCGCCUGCACCCACGAUCCCGCGCCGAGGUCAGGCGGCGCCACAACGUGUUCGACCUGGUCGAGCGGAUCCACGAGCCCGAGGCCGAGGUCGUGAAAACGCCACCAUCGCCGGACCAUGUAUUCACCGUGGCGCUAGAGCCAGAUACGUUUACCGAGGAGAAGUACGAGAUCUUCGAGAACUACCAGCGCAUCGUCCACCGCGAGCCGCCUGACAAGAUCUCCCGGCAUGGCUUCAUGCGGUUUUUGUGCAACUCGCCGCUGCGCCGCGGCUCCGCGGUCGGGCCGGACGGCACCGAGCGUCAGCUCGGCUCGUUCCACCACUGCUACCGCAUCGACGGGAAGCUGGUUGCUGUUGGCGUCCUGGACCUCCUCCCGGACUGUGUGAGCGCCGUGUACUUCUUCUACCACGAGUCGAUCCAUUGGCUCAACCCGGGCAAGCUGGGCGCCCUGCGCGAGAUCGCCCUGGCUCGCGAGGCGGGCUACCGCUGGUGGUACCCCGGGUAUUACGUGCAUAACUGUGCCAAGAUGAGAUACAAAAUCGACUACAAGCCGCAGUAUGUGUUGGAUCCGGAGGAUUUGAGGUGGUACCCGCUUGACAAGGACGCGCUGGCGCGGUUCGAUAAGCACCAUUACGUGUGUUUUUCGCGGGAAGACGAGGACGUGGAGAUGGCCGAGAGCAGUGGGGGCAAGACCCUCACUGACAGCGCCUCCGCGCUCAAACCUGACGAACCCGAAGAAGAAGAAGAAGAAGACUCGACCUUCCUCCUGACCUCCUCGAUGCCGGGCAUCCCCUCGCUCGAGGACAUGCGCCGGGUCGACAUGGACGGCCUCGUCCUGCGCGCCGACUUCUCCGACAACCUGAUCGUCGCCUCGCACCUCGUCAUCUGGGACACCGAGGACGUCGCCCAGUUCGGCUCCCUCAAGUCCCGCAUCGCCGAGCUGGUCGCCGCCGUCGGGCCCGACCUGCUCGGCGAGAUCUGCAUCGACUUCCGGAAGCGGUCGUCCGCCGCCGCGGGUUGA